Aspergillus chevalieri is the source of this 570-nucleotide messenger RNA. RefSeq lists its product as uncharacterized. The transcript has a single exon. The record is from RefSeq and is a predicted model, not a curated record. Lineage: Eukaryota; Fungi; Ascomycota; Eurotiomycetes; Eurotiales; Aspergillaceae. The coding region runs from base 1 to 570 and encodes 189 amino acids.
AUGCGCGUCCCCGACGAUAUCGCACAAGAAGCCGAAGAACCUCGAAAGCGAACCAGAGUCGGCUCGUCCGCCAACCGGCAAUGCUAUGACUGGAUGGUCAUCACUGGAAAUUGUCACUAUGCGCGAGAUCAAGCCUCGUUUAAGACAUACCGCCCCGUCGCGCGCCAAAUUAAAAGCAACAUCUUCAAUCCCUUCGACGAACUACAAGUGGCAGGCGUAGGAACCGUGGAAUUGGAGCUCUGCAAGAGUCCUCAGGACCUUAGCUCGCAUACUAUCGUCCUGGAGAAUGUGCUGCAUAUCCCGGAAGCAGUUUGCAAUGGUUUCAGUCCGUUGCUGUACGGCACCAGCAUGUCGUGUAAUGAGGAUUGCUGGGUUGGUGGUGAUACCAUGGGAAACCCCAUCUGGUUCAGUACACCGUUUGCCGGCGGGACGAAAUUAGCCCUCGCGGGGAAUCCGCAAGGGGAGUCCGAAAUGAUCCAAGGGCGCUACUAUACGCUCUGCUUACGCGUUAGUCCGGAAGAGUGGCAGUCAAUAUUGACACCGGAUGAUAUGAAUGGGAUGGAGCCAUAA